This is a messenger RNA of Lagenorhynchus albirostris (white-beaked dolphin), 2528 nucleotides long. It is a transcript of the gene RASEF, whose product is annotated as RAS and EF-hand domain containing. NCBI's taxonomy places the organism in Eukaryota, Metazoa, Chordata, Mammalia, Artiodactyla, Delphinidae. The record is from RefSeq and is a predicted model, not a curated record. The transcript is spliced from 17 exons. Bases 109 to 2334 code for a protein of 741 amino acids. Gene Ontology annotation, molecular function: GTP binding; GTPase activity; calcium ion binding.
CUCGCCGCAACUCCCGGCGGCAGCAGGUGGCCUCGGACUCGCCGCCGUCACCGCUGCCCGAGCGGGCCGCGCGGCCCGGAGCCCUCUCGGUCGCCCCCGACAGGCGGGAUGGAGCCGGACGGGGACCUGGAGGAGCUGGCCCGGCUGCGCUCCGUCUUCGCCGCCUGCGACGCGAACCGCUCGGGGCGCCUGGAGCGCGAGGAGUUCAGCGCGCUGUGCGCGGAGCUGCGCGUGCGGCCGGCCGACGCCGAGGCCGUGUUCCAGCGGCUUGACGCCGACCGCGACGGCUCCAUCACCUUCCAGGAGUUCGCGCGCGGCUUCCGCGGGGCCCACCGCGGGAGACGGCGCUGGGGCCGGGGGCCGCGGGAGCCCGCGUUCACUGCGGCCCUGGUGGGGUCCGACCCCGGGGACAGCCAGAAGGACGAGGGCGACGAGGACGCGGCGGCGGCGGCACCGGCCGCCCACUGGGACUCGGCGAGCCCGGGCCAGGCUUGGCAGGACUUCCAGGCGCGACUCGGGGACGAGGUCAAGUUCAUCCCCAGAAAAGAGCAAGUUAGUACCUUGUAUCAAAACAUCAACCUCGUGGAGCCAAGACUAAUUCAGCCAUAUGAACAUGUUAUAAAGAACUUCAUCCGUGAGAUCAAACUUCAAAGCACAGAAAUGGAAAACCUGGCCAUUGCAGUGAAGAGAGCCCAGGACAAGGCAGCCAUGCAGUUGAGUGAAUUGGAAGAGGAAAUGGAUCAGAGGAUUCAGGCUGCAGAACACAAGACACGGAAAGACGAAAAACGCAAAGCUGAAGAAGCCCUCAGUGACCUCAGGCGUCAGUAUGAAACAGAAGUGGGAGAUCUACAGGUGACAAUAAAGAAACUCAAAAAGCUAGAAGAACAAUCAAAACACAUAAGUCAAAAGGAAGAUGUAGCUGCAUUAAAAAAACAAAUUUAUGACUUAUCAAUGGAAAAUCAGAAAGUUAAGAAAGAUCUUUUAGAAGCACAGACAAACAUAGCCUUUCUUCAGAGUGAAUUAGAUUCUUUGAAAAGUGAUUAUGCUGAUCAGAGUCUGAAUUCUGAAAGGGAUCUGGAAAUAAUCCGAGAGUACACAGAAGAUCGAAAUAGUCUUGAGAGGCAAAUUGAAAUACUCCAAACAGCUAACAGGAAACUGCAUGACAGUAACGAUGGCUUAAGGAGUGCCCUUGAAAACAGUUACAGCAAGUUCAACAGAUCCUUGCGCAUAAAUAAUAUAUCACCAGGGAAUACAAUUUCCAGAAGCAGUCCUAAAUUUAAUGCUCAUUCUCCUCAACCUCUGGGCUAUGACAGGUCAUCCCGCUCUUCCUACAUGGAUGAGGACUGUGACUCUCUGGCCCUCUGUGAUCCCAUGCAGAGGAUAAACUGUGACAUUGACAGCCUGCCUGAGAGCUGCUUUGACAGCGGCUUGUCUACCCUGAGAGAUUUCAAUGAGUAUGACUCGGAGGUGGAGUACAAGCACCAGAGGGGAUUCCAGAGGUCACAUGGCACACAGGAGAGCUCUGGGGGUGAUGCUUCAGACACAGACGUUCCUGAUAUCAGGGAUGAAGAGACGUAUGGCUCAGAAGGCGUGGCUUCCAUCCUGGACUGGAAGCCGCAGGAGUCUGCUAGUGAAGGCAGUGUCAUCAGCUCCUUGAGGAAGCCCAUCUCAGCACUUGCACCACAGACAGACAUGGUGGAUGAUAACCAUAACUCUUCCAGCUCACAGAAGGCUUACAAGAUUGUGCUGGCUGGGGACGCUGCAGUAGGAAAGUCAAGUUUGCUCAUGAGACUUUGCAAGAAUGAAUUUCGAGGAAACACAAGUGCCACCCUGGGAGUUGAUUUUCAAAUGAAAACUCUCAUUGUAGACGGAGAGCGAACAGUACUGCAGCUCUGGGAUACCGCUGGCCAGGAGAGAUUCAGAAGUAUUGCCAAGUCUUAUUUCAGAAGAGCAGAUGGUGUUUUGCUGCUGUAUGACGUUACGUGUGAGAAAAGCUUUCUUAAUGUACGAGAAUGGGUAGAUAUGAUUGAGGAUGCAGCCCAUAACAGCAUUCCUAUCAUGUUGGUAGGAAACAAGGCUGAUCUUCGUGAUGCUGCUGAAGCGGAAGGACAAAAAUGUGUCCCAGGGUACUUUGGAGAAAAACUGGCCAUGACCUAUGGGGCAUUAUUUUGUGAAACAAGCGCCAAAGAUGGUUCGAAUAUAGUGGAAGCUGUUCUCCACCUUACUCGGGAAGUGAAAAAAAGAACUGAUGAGCAUGACAGCAAAUCCAUUACCAAUCUGAGUGGGACCAGUUCCAAAAAGUCAACCCAGAUGAAGAAUUGUUGCAAUGGUUAAAUCCAAAAGAUCCUUGGCCCACGAAGCCUUCAUUCCCAGAGUACUGAAUGUACGUGACUUAUCUGCUUCCUACAUGGAGUGGUACGUCCUACAGGCCCUGUCGUAUGGAGAGUUACAGUGUGGGAAAUCUGAACUGUGCUCUCAGGUCCCUCCAGAACCUCGGCUCUUUUUUGCUAUGUUUCAAUGAGUGAUUU